AAACCGGAAGAGUUUAGUCUGAUUUACUUUCCAAACUGUGAAAUCUGCGGUAUGCAAACACAUGAUUUCAGAUGUCAUGGGUUCCCAUUUCUUUCUUUAAUAGUUCAUCGUCAUUUACCAUAAAAUCUUGCUAGUGUUUUCGGUGUAGUCUGAUAGAAACUGAUAAAGUAAUUGUAACAAAAAAAAAAAAAAAAAAAAAAAUCGAAAACCUUUAAUUUGAAAGGAGUACAGGAAACGCAUCACGUUGUUAAAAACACAAACCGGAAAUGUAUUUUUAGCUUAAAGCUAACGUCAACUACGUGGUUGGUUUGCUGUUAAACGGCUAAAUAUAAGUGUUUUCUUGCUAACUAGUUGGUCUUUUAAACUGUAUUUAUAAGGAAAUAGUCCCGGUAAACUCGCUGCCAGACAGAGAGCUGUCUUCCUGCUCUGGGAUCACUCCGCCACCUUCGCUGCGCUCUCCGGCCUCGUUUCCAGCCUCAGUCUGUGGAUGAGCCUGGCCAGUCGCCGCCUUCCUAGAUGAAGAUGUCCCUGGCUCAGCGAGUCUUCCUCUCCUGGAUCUUUGCCCUGGUCUUCCUCAUCAUGCUUGCCCUCAAGCUGGACUCCAAAAUCCAGUGGAACUGGUUCCUGAUCUUCCUCCCCGUCUGGAUCUUUGACACCAUCCUCAUCCUCAUGCAGAUCGUGGAAAUGGCGGGUCGCUGCAAGCCGGACUUUGACCCCAGGGACGAGGAGAAGAGCGUGAAGAGGAGGCUGUGGUACCUGUCUGCCCUGCUCCUCAAGCUGGCCUUCUGUCUGACUCUGUGCUCCCGGCUGCAGAAGCUGACGGACAUCUGGGUCAGCGUGGUGUGUGUCCCACUUUGGGUGCUGCUGGGUGGAGCGCUGCUGGAACUGGGAUACAGUGUUUUCCAUUACAGGAGGGACUGAACGAGGGAAGAAACCCUUGCAAAACGGACACAUUGUUAUUUUUAUAUAUAUUCACCUCUUAACUGAGGAUGCACAGUUUUAGUUGUUAUUUUAAAACCUGCUGCUCUUCAGUUGUACGGGACUGAGAUUGUUUUUGGUUGCACCAUAACAAGAGAAAACAUUGGCACUUUGCUUUACAUCUGACAACUUCACAUCAAUUUCAACAUGUCUGGGAUUGUUGAAUUAAAUCCAGCCCUCUUUUAAAUUUUACUCACAAUGCCGCUUUUUAACAAUUUUAAAGUAAAAUAAAAAAAGAGAGACUUAAGCUGGUUUUAAGAUCCUCCAUGAACAUCAUUUAUUGAUUUUUGCUGCACUGUCAGAGGUUUUAUGCUAUUUUGUUCUCCAAGGAGAUAAAAGUCAAUAGUUAACUGGAUGGAUUAAAUAUUAUUUACAUGUUGGCUGUAGACGGUAAGGACAGACUUACAUAUGGAAAAAAUAUAUGAUUCUUAUUAUCUUAUUUAAGAAUAAAAUAAGAAUAAAACAUAACUGAAAGUGUGGAGUUUGUUUUUGGGCACUUGAGUAAACAUUUUAGCCAUUUUUUUCAUUUUGAUAGCUGCUGGUGUUUUGGGGGAAUGUCUCUUUACUGAAAUAUUCAGCCCCAAAUAUUUAUUCCCAAUAUCGCUGACCGGUUUCUUUGUCUCUGACUCUCCCACCUGAGCUGUGACUCUCUGCAGCCACUCCAGAGACAUCUUGAUAUCUUGACUGCUUCCUGAUUUUUGUGCGUUUCUUUCUUUAUGUAUGACACUCUUAUAAUUUGUAAAAGAAAAAAAGUGCCUUAUGUUUGUCUAUCAUUAAAACCCUUAAACAUUGAA
Messenger RNA from Poecilia latipinna (sailfin molly), 1772 nucleotides. RefSeq names its product transmembrane protein 60 (gene tmem60). Lineage: Eukaryota; Metazoa; Chordata; Actinopteri; Cyprinodontiformes; Poeciliidae. The record is from RefSeq and is a predicted model, not a curated record. The coding region runs from base 517 to 921 and encodes 134 amino acids. The transcript has 2 exons.